This is a messenger RNA of Cladocopium goreaui, 2472 nucleotides long. The record is from the annotation of a GenBank genome assembly. NCBI's taxonomy places the organism in Eukaryota, Dinophyceae, Suessiales, Symbiodiniaceae.
AUGACGGACAACGUAGCUCCCCGGUACAUUUGCUUCCUUUGCAAAAGGAAAUUUGCGAGUGCCGCUUUGCUCACAAAGCACAAGCAGUUGUCCGAGCUGCACCGACGGAAUCUCACCAAGCAGGAAGAGGAAAACCAGCAGCGAAAGGAGGAACUGCGCCAAGCUGUUGCUGCAGUGAAGAGACAACUUCAGGAAAUCGAAGUUUCCUUGAGUAAACUGGAGGUAGCAGAUGAGGGGCUGAUAGGCCAGCGGACCAGCUUGGAAAUGAAGUGCCGACAGGCCAUGACCGAAUAUGGCCAGGUGCAGGAACGCCUGGAGGUGAGUCGGCACCAGCAGCUCUGCGAGCGUCAGGGCGGUGAAGGCAAUCCGCCCUGGUCGCUGAAUGGAGCGCACGAGACGACCGUGGGCCGUUUGCUGAUGUCAGCAGGUGCUGCAUCCUGGCAGGGGAACAAGGAAGUGCAAGAAGAUCGUUUCCUCACUGACGUUGAACUUCAAGCACCAGGGGGUCAGCGAAUAGUGGGUGUCAUUGUUUUCGAUGGCCACUCUGGAAGUCUCUGUGUGGAUAUCAUGAUGGACUGGCUUCCCAGGAACCUCCAGAAGUGUCUCUCGGCGAAGCCGGCGCUCACGGAGGAACACUUGAAAAAUGCGGUCACAGAGGCUUGCGUUUUGACGGAUGAUGAGUUCCUGGCGAAGGCUCGAGAAAAGGAUGCGCUGGAUGGCACCACCAUGAUCUUGUGCUUGCUCUGGCCUGAAGAUGUGGGUCGGGCACAAGGCAAGAGUCGGUGCAGGCUCUUGGUGGCCAAUUUGGGUGACUCUCGUGCUGUGAUCUGUCGACAGCAGGGGCAGCACCUUGGAUCCUUUCGGCUUUCGGAAGAUCACAAGCCCGGACGACCGGAUGAGCAACAACGCAUCGAAGGAAAUGGAGGGGUCGUGGACAUGCAGGGCGUGUGGCGUGUUUUCACGCCUGGUCCUGCCACCUUUGGUGGACGCAGCUUGCUUUGGGGCCUUGCAGUGUCGCGAGCCUUCGGUGACUUGCUCAUGAAGGAGCCCCAGAGAUAUGGCUGCACAAACUGCUCUGGAGCUUUAGUCAGUGCCAUGCCCGAAAUCACCACCUGCGGCCUGAACGUCAGCGAGGACAGGUUUCUGGUCCUGGCGUGCGAUGGUAUUUGGGACGUGCUGAGCGAUGAGGAGGCAAUCAGCGUGUGCUCAGAGCAUAAAACUGCUGAUUUGGCUGCUCAUGCUCUUGUCCGGCGAGCCUUUGAGCUGGGGAGCGAUGACAAUCUGACUGCUGUGGUGCUUGCCUGGAGUGCGGAGGACAAGGUGGGGUCCAGCGAGAUUGGUGGAUUUCGCAUCUUCAAGGUGAACGAUGGCAGCCCUGCAGCAGAAGCGGGGCUGGAGGUCUUCUUUGAUUUCAUCGUGGAAAUCAACGGAGUUUUGAUGGAUGCAGACCAGACAACCUUCGCCAAAGCCAUUCAAGAUGCCGAGAAUCAGCGGACCAAGCUGGUGGUGCAGAAUAUUCGAACCCACACGUCCCGCGACGUCUAUGUGACUCCCCGGCGCUGGGGCGGUGCUGGACUUCUGGGUGCUGUGGUGAGAUACGAUUCCUUGGAAAGUGCAGAGGGACAGGGAAUGCGCGUGCUGAGCAUUUUCCCCGACUCUCCAGCGGAAGCUGCGGGAUUGGUGCCCAACAAGGACUUCCUCUUGGGCACCACGGAGGUGAUGUUCCGAGAUAUGGAUGAGCUGGCGGAAGUGGUGAAUCUCUACAUGGGAAAGGAGCUCAAGGUCUAUGUGUACAACCUGGAUUCGGAGAGCAUCCGAGAAAUCAUCCUGGUCCCCAGGACAGAUUGGGGUGGUGAAGGUGCCAUUGGCGCGGACAUCCGAACGGGCCUCCUCCAUCGGAUUCCUGCACCGAGGCGUGCCUUCGGCGGCGAUGAUCCUUUGCUGGAACCGGAGAUACCGCAGGGGCCAGGCUCCGACGCUGCACCGGGUCCUCAAGUUGCUGUUCCGCGUCAGCUGGACCCUCAACAAGUGAAUGAGCUGCUCUCCCAAGUCCAGCAUGAACUUUCGCUGCUGCAGAAGCUACAGACUCAGCAAGAGCUUUCAGAGCUGCAGCAGCAACACCUCCAGCAGUUUAUGUACAUGCAACAACAGCUCUUGCAGUUGCAACAGACCCAAGGGCACCUGCCAUCGGCUCGCCCAAAAAACGACCCCGCACCGCAUCCGGUGCCAUCUGAAAGCGUUCAGGACUCAAAGCACAGUUCUGAGCAGGUUGCGCCAAGAAUGCAGCCCCAGGAGCAGGUACACAGUGUGCCUAAUGGGGACAGCCAUUAUGAAGGUAGCGACCGGGCAGAGGGCCAGAUUCAAAGAUUGUUUCAGCUCCCUCCAGCUGCGAAGGCUGCAGCGGAAAGGCUGGAACGCUCACCUUUUGACAUGCUGGCGCCUGGAAUCAUUUACGAGACUGCGGUUUCAUGA